This is a messenger RNA of Camelus dromedarius (Arabian camel), 12872 nucleotides long. It is a transcript of the gene ST3GAL6, whose product is annotated as ST3 beta-galactoside alpha-2,3-sialyltransferase 6. Bases 679 to 1674 code for a protein of 331 amino acids. The record is from RefSeq and is a predicted model, not a curated record. Gene Ontology annotation, biological process: glycolipid biosynthetic process. Lineage: Eukaryota; Metazoa; Chordata; Mammalia; Artiodactyla; Camelidae. Gene Ontology annotation, molecular function: beta-galactoside alpha-2,3-sialyltransferase activity. The transcript is spliced from 13 exons.
CCGGGGAACGGAGAGCCCCACUGCCUCCCGCCGCAUUGCAUCUUCCUCCGCGAACUUGGGGGCGGCCGCGGUCAUCACGCAGCCCCCGCCAGCCGCCGAGCAGGAGGAGCUUCCCCGCGGCUCCGGAGGCGCUCGGCGCUUUCGCCCGGAAUCGGGACCCGCGCGCGGCGGGCGCGGCGGACUCCGGGCGGCGCUGAGCCCUUCCCGGCUGCCCCGCUAGGUCCGAGGAGACUGCAUUCCGCCUGCGCCACCUUCCUCCGGUUUCCGCCGGCCGAGGGCUUCGGCGGCCCGAUGCUGCAGGCGCCGCGGGAGAGGCAGCAGUGGACUGGAGCGAAGGGCGGCGGAAGAGCGGAGAGCGGCGGGCCCCCGGCCGCGGAACCCGGCACCCUCCUGCGGUCUUCACGCCAGGGCCUCGGCGGUACUUGCCAGUGAAGGAGCAGAACAAGUUUUUUUGUCUGGGAUAAUUUCUAGUGCAGAGGCUCCAACAACUUAGCAGACAGCAUCCCAAGCCUCUGGCGCCCUUACCACAUUCUUCACCCUCAGGAACAGAGGGCCUUUGGGAAACAGAUUCCCAAAAGUGCAGGUUAUGCCGGACGCCCAUCACUUUGGCUAAUCAGCCUAAUAACCGAAACUGCUGUGUGCUUUCACUUGUCACUUGUUGGCAAAGGUGGGCCAGCCAUGAGAGGGUACCUUGUGGCCAUAUUCCUGAGUGCUGUCUUCCUCUAUUAUGUGCUGCACUGUAUACUAUGGGGAACAAAUGUCUACUGGGUGCCACCUGUGGAAAUGAAGCGGAGAAAUAAGAUCCAGCCUUGUUUAUCAAAGCCAGCCUUUGCCUCUCUCUUGAGGUUUCAUCAGUUUCACCCUUUUCUGUGUGCAGCUGAUUUUAAAAAUAUUGCUUCCUUCUAUGGUAGCGAUAAAUUUGAUUUGCCCUAUGGGAUAAGAACAUCAGCUGAACAUUUUCGACUUGCUCUUUCAAAACUGCAGAGUUGUGAUCUCUUUGAUGAGUUUGACAAUGUGCCGUGUAAAAAGUGCGUGGUGGUUGGUAAUGGAGGAGUUUUGAAGAAUAAGACAUUAGGAGAAAAAAUUGACUCCUAUGAUGUAAUAAUAAGAAUGAAUAAUGGUCCUGUUUUAGGACAUGAAGAGGAAGUUGGGAGACGGACUACCUUCCGACUUUUUUAUCCAGAAUCUGUUUUUUCAGAUCCCAGUCACAAUGAUCCUAAUACUACGGCGAUUCUCACUGCUUUCAAGCCGCUUGAUUUAAAGUGGCUGUGGGAACUGCUGACAGGUGGCACAAUAAACACUAAUGGUUUUUGGAAGAAACCAGCCUUAAACCUGAUCUAUAAACCUUAUCAAAUCAGAGUAUUAGAUCCUUUCAUUAUCAGAACAGCAGCUUAUGAAUGGCUUCAUUUCCCGAAAGUGUUUCCCAAAGAUCAGAGACCCAAACACCCAACGACAGGCAUUAUUGCCAUCACGUUGGCAUUUCACAUAUGUCAUGAAGUUCACCUUGCUGGUUUCAAGUACAACUUUUCUGACCUCAACAGUCCUCUGCACUACUAUGGGAAUGCCACCAUGUCUUUGAUGAAUAAGAAUGCGUAUCACAACCUGACUGCAGAGCAGCUCUUCUUGAAGGACAUUACAGAAAAGAACUUUGUAAUCAACCUGACUCAAGAUUGACCCUACAGACUCAGAUGAUGCUAACAGUAUUAGUUUUAUUUUUCUACUGCAAUUUUUAGUUUAUUUUUAAAUAUGUUGGAUGUACUUGUCAAGAAAUUAUGUAUAUUAAAUCUGUUGCUGCCUGGUGAUUCAUAACCACCGGCUUAAUUUCUGUGAAUAUAUUUAAUUUAUGAAAACCAAAACAUGUUUAGUUAUCAGGGAAUUAAGUGUUCAUUGCAGUGUGUUUUAAAAAUAAGCUAGUUUUCUGAGGUGUUUUUAAACAUCUUUUUUUCCAUAGUUACUUCAUCUUAGACUUUUGAAGGGAUGUGACUCCCUAACAAGUAGGGGAUUUAGUUUACCACAAACAAAUUUUGAAUAGAACAUGACAUUUGAGAGGUACAUCUGGUUCCUAUAAAUUAGUGGGGAACUGGCCGGUGGCAGUUCUUGAUUGGAACCACUUCAGGCCUUUACCUGGAUGAUUUAGUUUCUUUUUGUUCUACCUGAGGAAUUCUAAACCAGACUUGGAGCAGGGAUGGUUUGGGAAAUCUAAGAUCAUACUGGCUUAAUUAAGCAUUUUUUCCCUACAAUUAAGGUAAACUAUGAUUAUGAGGAGUUCUUUAGUAGAAUGAAGAUGCCUUUUGUUUUUAAGUCAAAAGAAACUGGAUAAGUAAGUAACCAAAGAAUGCAAUUACUUAAAAGUUUGGUGACUGCAUUAUUUUAGAAAAAUAAAGUUUAUACAAAGACGCUGAGCUUGGUAAUAAGCUCAAGGAGAAAAUUCUUACCUUUUUUUGCCUGGCUUAAUUUAUUCAUUACAUUUUGAAAGUUACUAUUUGAAAUAUAUUAGGGAAGACAAAGAAGACAUGAAUGAGUAAACCUUUAAGAAGAGUCAAGGUGCUUCUGGAUUCAAAUGGUACGUUCAUGAAAAAUCGAUUAUCCCCAUGAUUAAAUUGCAACUUCAAAGGGAAAGCUUACCUAGAGUGCACCAGAGAAGACUCUUGGGGGAUGCAAACGGGCCUUCUGACAAAAGUGGUGAGCUGGUCUCUCUUCAUUUUAAUGAAUAUAACCAAAGGCUGUAUGGGGUGGGAGGUGGGGGUGAGGAGAACAAAAGUUAUAAGAAGGACAGAAUCAAGAGCUGUUCGAAGAGGAAUGAGUGGAAACAAUGAAUUGGUAGCAACGAACAUGCCUUUCUAAAGAGUGUAUAAAGGGUGAAAUUUUAGGUCAUCAGAAACAGGAAUAAGUGACAUACUUGAAAGUUGUGUAAGGGGGAGAAAACUGGCAGUUGAUUUAACCCAGACAUUAAAUAUGAACUCUGUUAAUACCAGCAUCUGUUUGCACAGUACCAGUCUCACUUGCUUCUUCUGGUAACUUUGAGGUGGAAAAGGCACAGGUGUUCAGUCAUCUCCCCAUCAUGCCGCACAGCCGUAGGCCGCAGCUUGGCUGCUGAAGUUGAGUCUGAUGUAAAGUAAUUCGGGCUUCAAAAAGGAUGGUGCUGGCUACAGAAAGAGUCCAAGUCAAAAACCAAUGGUGGCAUUUUCAAAUGUUACUUGCCAAAAAAAACAAACAGGAGGAGAUGAGAAGAAACUAGUCACAAGUUGGAUUAAAUGAGGAUAGGUGCCAAACUGACCUAAAAAAUAUUUUAAUAAUCAUCCAACUCUUAGAUUUUGCAGUGUAGGGACUUCAAGUUCAGAACUGAAAGGCAGAGCUAACAGGUAAUUUUUUAAAGCAGAGCUUCACUGAUUUCUCUUAUGAGGGGGUUGAAAAGCUUUUACUGUCCCACCUCAUCUAUUCAUACCAUCUGACAUGGUGUCUCUGUAACCCUCUUGCUCUCCAGGUGACAAUGUGGAGCUGAGGGAAAGAAGUUCAAGCUUUAUCACAUUCCAUAGAAUUAUGGCCACAUUCAUAUUUAAACGAGCUCAUUUUCUGCUCCCUCCUGUGGGUGGUGGGGGAGAGGGGCAAGAGUAUAUGGAACAUCGUAAUUUCAAUUACUGUAUAAAUCCUCUACUUGAACCAUUUCAUCAGCAAAUAAACCCAUUGUUCAAUGCAAAGUGCAAACAGUGAAACAUGAAAUUAAAUAACUGGACUAGACUCUGCACACACAAUAGGAUCUAUUUAGAUUUACAGCUUUUAAUAAAAUAUAAAUCAGCAUUCACUAUAUCUUUAACUGUGCUGGUUCCUAAGAUCAAGUAACAGCGAAGUUGUGAGUUUAUGAAAGGGCACAUCUGCUGCACCACUGUCUUAAAAUUUGCAUUAACAGGAAAAAAAAAAUUUAAUCCAAUAAGCCACAGUGACUUGUCUUUUAUAUGUUUCAAUAAAAAUUCAAGGGAAUUUUGUAAAAAAAAAAAAAAAAAAAAGAUUUUCACAUUUUCAGUUGUUACUUGAUUGUCUCCAAAACUGUAUAUAUAUAUCAGACGUAUUAACCUUAAAAGAAAAAAGCCCAAAAGUCCAAUAUGAAAACAAAUGAACGAAAAGAAAAAGUACAAAACCUCAACAACCCUUUGUAUCAGGCUCAGCUCUUCAUUUAGAAAGUAAAAUAUGUAGUAAUAGUAAAAACUAGGUAUUUUAUAAAAAAUCAUUGGUAAGUUCAAGGACAGCCCAGUGGCAAUAUAUGAAUCAAGUCUUAAAACAUGCAUUAUUUGAGAAAACAUUUGCUUUUCAAAAAAAGUUCCAUGGGAAAACAACCAGGUGCACACAAUUACACAAAAUAGCAUCUUUGGAAAAAAUGAAAUAGUUACUGAAAUUACUUCUCUUAAAGCUUCAAACAGGCAUAUGAUUUGUGAAAAAGUGUAUUUUCUGUGUGCUAAGGAUGAAUUAAAAAAUAAAACAAUUGGUUUACUCUCUUCCCACCUGAAAGGGGAUGAUUGCAUUAAUACAUGUGCUUUACACAUUCAUAUCUGUUCUAAUAAAAAUUCAACAUCUGUGCCUUUUGUUUCAAAUAUUUUGAAACAAAAAUGUAUAUUGGUCUUUCAGUGAACAAAAAUUAUGCCUCAAAGUUUGCUGGAAGAAGAAGAGCAAAUGAAAAUAACAUAAUCAUACAACAAAAAGGCAAGGAAAUCAACAGUUCUGGUUUGAAGCAAUGAUUUACAUACGAUACUGAUACAUACAUUCAUGGAAACAAGCACAACAAACACUGUUCAUCUUUAGUCAAAUUUAGCAAAUUCUGGCAGCAUCAUCUCGUGGCACAGGCUGAGACAAUGACUAGAACCUGAUGGGGAAUGUUAAGUCUACAAACUAAGGUUUACAGAUGAGGAGAUAUCAAACUUAUAUAUUUUAAUCAUACGGUCAGCUUCUCAUAUCAUCUUGCCAGUCUAAAGACUUUUAAAGAUGAUUUUUACACUACAGGCUAAUAAAUUGCAGGCAGUUUCUAUUUCAGCCAUCUAAAACUAGUUCUGGGAAAGUACUGACAAAGAAGUUGUCCAGAGGCAUCAAAAACAAGAAGGAAUUAUCCCUUGCUAGGAUGCUGUAACAUCUGUUCCCUAGGUGUGAUAUGAAGGACCACUCACACCUUUCCCACACAGAUGGCAGAAUCACGCCACGCUGAAGAAUACAUGAUGAUUUGUAUUAUGUUGGAUCUAUAAUCAUUUACUGUGGAAAACAAAUAUUUCUUUAUUUGACUAAAAAUACCUUGAGAUUCAAAGAAAACUCUGCAUAUAUAAAAACAAAGAAGGUAAAUUCAGGUUACUUACUUUUUUUGGAAGGUAGUUUAUAUGACUUCUGAGGAAUGAUUUUGCCUUUCACGUGAUAAAAUAUAAGUGGGUCUUGUUUAGUAUUGACUUAGAAGCCUCAACUUUUCACAACUCUGAGAAAAAUUCCAUUGCAAAAAAAUUCGGCGGCCAGAGAAUCUCCUUCAUAGCUUUUUUAAAAUUGUGAAGUUGUUCCUGUUUCCACGUGGCGACAUUAGAGGAUCUGAAUUGAGGAGGCUAAUAAGCAAGCUUCAACCACUGAAAAUACUCAAGCAUCUAGAAACAUAAGAAUGGGGCUGGCUACUGAGGGCCCUGGUGGAAGAAGUAGGGUAAGACCAGGUCACGUACCAUGAAGUGUUAAAGCUCUUACGAGUGUCAAAAAGUGAAAGAUCAGUCACACUGCGCAUUACAGGUCAGUGUCCCAGCUACAGAUCUUCCUCAGGAAAGAUGGGUAAGUGUAUACGAUUGCAAUGGAAACCGUGAUUAUAAUCACUGAUUAUUACAAAGAAAUCCAGAAAGCAAUAAUGGGAGAGGAGGAGAUCAUGACAAUACCCACCUUUCACAAAGAGAGCAGAAUUUCAAGCCAUUAGACAUUUUAAGAACAGUACCAUGCGUUAUUGCCAGUCAGGCUUACAGAGCCAUCUCUCGAGUUCAUCAAUGUACCUGCAGCAUUGGUAAUAAAUACUCUCAGUGAUUUUUAAUUUCUUUGAAGUGCAUAGUAGGGAGCUUUUUCUGUAUUAAAAUAGUGUUUUACAGUAGUAACAAACAAGAUCCUUGAAGUUUAAUAGGCAAGCAGUUAACUGUGCCACAGUAACACUUCCAAAGCGAAACGGCAAGAUUCGUAGUUCCUGUACCUCGGUCACCACAUCCCCCAACCACAUCCGUGACAGACAUGUAAUACAUUCUAUAUAGCACUACCACGAAUACAAUUUUAAAAAAGGCCAUGUGCUUUAAAAUGAUGCUUUGUGAAAAGCAGCAUCACCUUCAAAGGAUUUCUUUAAAAACAUCACAUUCACCAUCCCUCCCCGCUCCAGGUACCUCCUGCGUGCUCUGCGGCACCUGGUACACCAGUUCGUCUGGGGCACUCGGACCCAGCUUCCCACCUUUUGGGGUAUCAUACUGGGCCUGGGCUGAGGAGCAGCUGUCAGUCCUGGAGAGAAGAGUGUUGUAUGUCCCCACUAAAGGGGGAGGCUGGUUCCCUGCAGCUUUGAAAGUGGACGUUGACGGCAGAGCAACUGAGGCUGCUGGGUGCCCGGACAUGUCCACGACGAUGGGGGUGGCGUACUCGGGCCCAGUGACUGGGAGCGGCUCAGCAUAGGCGUGGUACACUUCCUGUGCCGGGGAGCUGUACGGGUCCAGAUCGGCAUAGCCUGCUUCUUUUCCUUCUUCUGGCUUAAAGGUAGAUCUCUGAUGAAGCGUGCCAGCAAUCCCUCCCACAAGUGGCUGUGCGUACUCUGUGGACAUCGCAAAACAGAGACAACAGAAAAGUUCUCUCGUUAAUGCAGGGGCCAUGCAAUUUCAGGUGGCAGCUGCAGGCUCACACCAAAAGCAAACACAUCUUUAUGGCACUUUUGUUAUCAACAGAGACCUGUGGAUUUUCCUGCAAGGACCAACUUCAAAAAUUAAAAUGAAAGAUGUUAUCUUGUAUCUCAUCGUACUAAGUUGAUGUGCCAGAAAGCUUCAUUCAUGUAAUUCUGCAUAAAAAGCGUCUAUAUAUGUGCUUCAGGUUGAUAGAAAAUAUUUCAUUAUAAAAUAUUCCAUUACUGGAAUAAUACUAGUUUCAGAAAAUAAGUUCGUAAGAUUUUCUUCCUUUUCAAGUAUUAGCACCUGCUUAAAAUAAGCACAGACUAGGUUAAUAGGAUAAAUUCCGUAAGGCUCACUGUGUAUUUCCUGCUCUCCUUUUAAUGUCCUCAAACACCCAAUAAAACCAAACUAAAUUCCAGGGAAACAGGCAAAAUUCCUGUAGUUUUUAAAAAUGACGGCCUCAAUUUUAUGGAUAGAACAUCUAAGACAGAAAUGACUCUCUCAACGUCUUUUUAGAAGUGGUUCUCCCUUUGGAAACUAGCUCACCUCUUAUGCAUGAAACAGAUAAAAAGGUAUCGUAAAUCCCAAAGCCCUUUAGGGCAAGCCCAGCAGUGUCCUCCUGGGCCCCCGGUUACCUGCAGAGUCAGUCUGCAGCACUGUGGUGACCUCUCUCGGACUCAGAUGAUUGACUUCGCUGCUGCUGUAGCGAACUGGGGUUUCCUCAUGUUCCACUGACUUGGCAGGGAGGAACUGCUUCAUUCCUUUCCACCAGCCUUCAUUGCGAUCACAAGCAAAAGAGACUAUUAAAUAAAAAGCUCUGUCUGAAAUGAUUAACAGUAUAUUAAGGGAGAAAUCCUGUUGCAUUUAAGGCAUUUCUGUAGCAAGUAUCUAUACAAACUAGCCUUUAUGUUGAAGCUUUUUAAAAUCGUCGUAAAAUACACGUAACAUAAAAUUUCCCACCAUAACCAUUUUUAAGUAAACAAUUCAGUGAUAUUAAGUACAUUUACAUUGUUUACAACCGUCACCACCAUCCAUCACUGUAACUCUUUUCAUCCUGGAAAACGGAAACUCCACACCUAUUAAACAGUAACUCCUGAUUCUCUCCUCCAGCCCCUGGCAACUAUGUUCUACUUUUUGUCUUUAUAAUUCUGACUACUCUAAGUACCUCGUAUGAAUGUACUCCUACAGUAUCUGUCUUUUUGUGACUGGCUUAUUUCACAUAGCAUAAUGUCCUCAAGGUUCACCCACGCUGUAAUAUACAGCAGAAUGUCCUUCCUUUUUAAGGCCUAAUAAUAUCCCAUUUUAUGUACAUACCACAUCUUGCUUAUCCAUUUAUUAGUUGGAUACUUGGAUUGCUUUCACAUUUUAACUAUUGUGAAUAACACUGCUAUGAACUUGGGUGUACAAAUAUCGCUUCAAGAUUCUGCUUUCAAUCCUUUCGGGCAUACACCUAGAAGUGGAAUUGCUGGAUCAUAUGGUAAUUCUAUUUUUAAAUUUUUGAGGAACUGCCAAAAAAUUCUGUUUUCCACAGAAGCUAUGCCAUUUUACAUUCCCACCAAUAAUGCACAAGGGUUCCAAUUUCUCUACAUCCUUGCCAAAACUGGUUUUGCUUUUUUAUCCUCUACUGUGUUUCUCUGUUCUCUAAUCUUUAUUAUUUCCUUUUUUUCCUGUAGCUCUGGUUUUAGUCUGUUCUUUUUCUAGUUCCUUAAGUUGUUCAAGCUUAUUUUUUGCUUUGAUAGAAUAUCCAGUGCAAAGCAGAACAUGGUAGAAAUCUCUAUCAAAAGCAUAUACUGAAGCAAAUCACUGCUGUUAUAUAGUGCAGCCAAAUACAGUUUGUUGGAGCAGUGAUUUUUAGUAAGUUUUUUUCAGAAACUUCUAAGACCAACCCUAGGGGUAGCAGCAUGUGCCCCAUCCCCACCACUGCUCUUCCCCAGUCACAGUGAACUCUUUUGGCUCCUAAUGGUCAUUCCAGGAGUGAGACUGGGAAGUGUGGGACCCGUAGAGGGCCCUGGUGUCACCUGCCACAAUCUGCCACCCACCACACUGAGGAGGAAUUCAGAAGAUGACAGCUCCUCACAGCACUGUGGUAAACGCCCACAGCGCAGUGACAUAGUGUGCCACCAGGACCGCAAUCCUCUGCUUCUUAAAGUGUCCACACGUCCACUACACAGAAAGCAGGUAUCCUCAAGAUAGGUACAUAGAUUGGGACAAACCAGACAAGUUUUCCAGAAGAAAAAGAACAGUGUGUGUUAUGACAAAUCCUUACUUUCCAUUUCAUUACUUAUUGACUAGAAGAAAUUUUACAGAAAAGUAAAAAUGAUCAGGAUAGAAGAGGAAGACCAGAUUGUUUAACAGUGCUGGGGAGUUGCUGUGGGCGUGAAAAAGACUCUCCUCACUCACUGCUGCCACCUGGAGGGCAGGGGCGCCCCCUGGUGGAAAAGAGAUGCAAAGCUGUGAAUUACCUGCCCGGUCCCAGUAAGGUAAGUCAUAGGUGCCUUCAGUUUUUUUCUUUCUGGAAAAAUACAGGGGGAAAAAUAAAGUCAGCAAAUAAGAGUGUAUUCACCCAUAAGAAAGCUGUGAAAUGGCAGGAUAAACACCAGAGUUAAAAAUUAGUCAAGAACACACAUUUCUACUGGCUGGUCUACCUCUCUUUCAUCUGACUUUCAAAGCUGACACUGCUGUGCUUUGUGAAUUCUGGACUCUCAAUAAAUAUGAAACAACUGUCUCCCGAGAUAGUUACCUUGUUACCCAACUAUUUCCCUCUGAAAAAAGACUAAAUCUGUAGAUAAAAAUGCUGAAUCAAAUCAAAGACCCAACUCUGACAAAUGGCUUAUUGUGGGGAAAUGAGAUUACGGCUGUUUUGGUUCCAAAUACAAAUUUCACAAAUCAGUUGAUUCACAAAGUUCACAGAACAACAACAAAAAUCCCACAUUUUCUUCUGCAUUGUUAUUUUCAACUUUUUGUUUCUUCUAGGCCUUUUGCCCCAUAGAAGUUUACGGUGUCACAUACCCUUCACUGCACAGACAUGAUUCCUCCCCACGGCCCAGUGUAAGUCGAGGCUAUCACUAACAGUGAGAACAGGAUUCUCCAGGCCUGGGAGGCGAGGCCAUGCGUGCAAUAAAGGUUCUCCCCAGCCCGUUCCUUGGAAUUCAAACCAUCUCCUCUGGAGAAAUUCCUGUUCCCUCCCCGACAUUAAGAAUUACUAUCUACCAAGUGCCUUUUACAAAGAAAAAAAAGCACAUGAAAGGUUGUUUUCUGAUUCAAGAAUGUAAAUCUAAUUAAAAUGACACUUUGCAAGCUGAAGAGAAACAAAUUGUUGCAGUUUACAAAUGAGGAUAAGACGGUCACAUGAUUUGCUCAAGAUCACAAACAUGGCUUUCUCAAAGAAGCCAAGCUACGUACUUUUCCUACUUGGAAACAUGCUUCUCCAAUGUAAAACUGUAUUUUUAUUGUUGAUACUAAAAGCUUCUUCAUUUUAAAGUCUGGCUGUACUUAAAAUGUGAUAUUUCAUUAUUUCAAAGUAAGGUAUAACAUAAAAGUUGUGGAAGAGAUGGUAGGUACUGAAGCUGUCCAAGGGUUGUACUAUAAAGGAUGUCACAUUCUUAAUCUCAAGUGACAAAGCUUCAGGUUACUUCACUAUGUGUAAAGUACUCAGAACAGUGCUGGGUGGGCAUGAUUAGUUAAGGGUUCAAUAAGCUGCAGCUGUUUUUUAAAAAUUUUUUUUUCUCCUUGAUAUUUUCCACAGCCCUUUAAUGACACCUCCUUUACUCCUUGUCACAAAGUCAGCAAUUUCAACUACUCUGUUCUUAGACAUAACUUUAGUCCUGCAGCUCAGACCUUUUCUCCUGACCAGGCUCAUCCUCCAUCUGCCUCUUUAGUCUGAAUGUCCACAGGGCCCUUUAAACACCACCCCAAACUGAUCCCAGGACUUGCCUCCUGCCUCCCUCUCAACAACUCUACUCCCCAGUCCCCACCCCACGACCCUGGGUGUUAACCACAGCGCCUGAGACCUGAUCGACUGACUGAUCAGAGGCAGCAGGUUAAGGGCCUGGGCUGUGAAGCCCCGUCCAAACCUCCUCUCUGCCAUGUGCUGGCCAGGUGACCUCGGACAGGUUACUUAUGUUCUAUUAGUCUCACCUCUUCUGUAAAAUGGGAUUUGUAACAACACCUGCGUCACAGAUUGUCUGGAGGGUUAAAUGAGUUAAAACAUGUAAGGCAUUUAGAAUCCCGAGUAAAUCAGCACUUAAUCUUACAUAAAAAUGAGCUGCUGCUGCUGUUCUCAUCAUUGCUAUCGCUGCUGUCCAGUUCCCCGAGAGCACCGUGACCUCUCCCCCUGGGCUCUCCUAGAGCCCUUCCCUCCACCUUCCCCUACUGCCCUCACCCAAGCUGUUGGUUCUGCUCAGCCUCCUCAGCACCAGAAAUCCAGGAUCCUCCCGCGGAACACGCUGUGUGGCUGGCACUGUUCUGAUGUGGGCUCUUUUGUGUUAUGAUUCCUACUCAUUGCGUGUGACACUUACAGGAUUUCCGCUAUGUUAAGACAUGUUAAGUAGUUCAAGAUGGAGCCCAGUGGCCAACACGAACUUCCAGAUUAGCUGUUUUGAACUGUCUGCUAUCGGGCUGCCAGUGUCUUCGUGAUAAACUAAGAUUACUUUAGAUCAGAAGUUUGAUGGGCCAUGUACGUCACUGGCACAGACAGAGCAAGUGAUAGAGCCAAGACCUCCCACCUUCUCCUGCCCCUGAGUCGAGUGUCUUGAAGGCUCUUCACUGGAGGCCCCGAUUCCACACCGCUGAGAGCUGUUCCAGACGGAUGCUGCUGGGGCCCUGUCAGAACCGGGGGCGACUUCUCACUCACGAGACCCGGGCCAGACCAGAGGCCGUCGCUCAUGCUGAAAUGCCUCCUUCCUAACUUCUCCUUGGAGUGGAUCGUCACCCCCACCUUUCCCUACUUUAACUAACCUGUGUUGUGUGCUAAUUAUAUGAAGCAAACCAAGUGAUUCAUGAAUUGAAUACUGGCUACUGUUUUGUCUCCAAUCUUGUGAUUCUUACCAGCCCUGACGGCUCGCCCCUACAACAAACAGGUACCAUGGUGGCUAGUUUUCUGCAAUGUAUCCUCUCCUAUUCCAGAGACUCUGGGGUUCACCACUGAGCUCCCAGGACACAGCCAAAUACUUGGCAUGGAGUAGAAGCCCAAAUAUUUAUUGAACGGCUCAACAAAUGAAGCCCCUCCAAACCUGUCAUUCCACCAGACUCCCUCCUGCCCUGUUAUUUCAACUCAUGACAUCUCUCCCGCUCUAACUGCACAAGCCAGAAUAACCCUAGAUCUCCCACCUCUCUCAGCAAGUAGCCAGCCACGCACCCCACCGAUGCCCCGGGCAGCUCUUCCCCUGCGUCCCUCUCCCUUUCCUAGAACUGCUGUUACAUUCCUAUAUGGCCUUCGUCAUCUCCUAACUCUUCCCUUCGCCUCUUCUAGUCUCUCUCUUCAAUCCACCCUCCAAAACUCCUGCCACCACCUUUCUACAAUCAUCUGGUAAUACCACUUGUCUGCUGAACACUGGUCAGUGACUCCCCAUCUACGGAACGACGUCGAAUCUCUCUCCCCUGAGGACCAUCCUGACCUGGGUCUGGACUCUUGUCCACAGUUCGCUCUCAGUGCUCACCCACGGCCAAGUCCCCAUGAGGACCCACUCAUCUGCCUACAAUCCACAUCUCUGUGCCUUCGCCCAAGCCAUCCCUCAGUCUAGCCAUUCUCUGUCUUCCUCUUCCAGCCAAAUCCAACUUCUCCUUUAAGGCAAAACAUGCCACAUAUGAGGAUUACUCUGUAAAAAAGAUUUCAGGUAACUCUCAUGGCCCUUGCACCUGUGGUCCCCAGCAGUCAAUCCAGCUCAACAUUGGAGAUAAGAACCAUGUCUCAGCCUUUCAUUAAAUGUCACUAAAGCACCAACUGUGUGUCUUCCUAAUAUGUAUAUCCUAGUGUGUAACAUGGAAUUUGAUAUAAUAAAAGGUAGUACUAAGUAA